GGAUUUAACGGCGGCUCUCCGUCUUAUUUGAAACUCCUGCGGCGCUUCUCCAUCCUUUCCCUUCUCGCUUUGGUGAAGGAGCGCCUCGAAUCAAGGCGGAAGUGGUCUGAACAGAGGAGGGGCCCAGUGACAGGUUAGCCUUGGCAGGGAUUCUAACUAUGUCUGAUAAAAGUGAAUUGAAGGCAGAGUUAGAACGUAAGAAACAACGCUUGGCUCAAAUAAGAGAGGAGAAAAAAAGAAAAGAAGAAGAAAGAAAGAAAAAGGAAACUGAUCAGAAGAAAGAUGCCCUUCCUGUACAAGAUGAGUCUGACCUUGAAAAGAAGAGACGGGAAGCAGAAGCUUUGCUUCAGAGCAUGGGUUUAACACCAGAUACUCCUAUGGCUGUGCAACCUCUACGACUAGUAACAGCGGAUACCUGUCUGUUUCACUAUUUAGUCCCUCCUCCUAUGUCUCCAUCUUCGAAAUCUGUGAGCACACCAAGUGAGGCUGGAAGCCAGGAUUCUGGGGAUGGUGCUGUUGGUUCAAGGACGCUGCAUUGGGAUACUGAUCCAUCUGUUCUACAGCUCCACUCUGAUUCCGAUCUGGGACGUGGACCUAUUAAGCUUGCAAUGUCCAAAAUUACUCAAGUUGACUUUCCUCCUCGAGAAAUGGUCACAUAUACGAAGGAGACCCAAACUCCAGUUAUGACUCAGCCUAAGGAAGAUGAGGAAGAUGAAGAUGAUGUAGUUAUACAAAAACCACCAGUUGAACCUGAGGAAGAAAACACCUUGAAAAAGGAGGAAGAAGAGGAAGUUGCCCCUCAUGAACUAACAGAAGAAGAAAAGCAACAGAUUUUGCAUUCUGAAGAGUUUUUGAGCUUCUUUGAUCAUUCUACAAGAAUUGUAGAAAGAGCUCUUUCUGAGCAAAUUAAUAUUUUCUUUGACUACAGUGGCCGUGACUUAGAAGACAAAGAAGGAGAAAUUCAGGCAGGUGCUAAACUGUCUUUAAACAGACAGUUUUUUGAUGAGCGUUGGUCAAAGCAUCGUGUUGUUAGUUGCUUGGACUGGUCAUCUCAGUAUCCAGAGUUGUUAGUAGCAUCUUAUAACAACAAUGAAGACGCACCUCAUGAGCCUGAUGGGGUGGCCCUUGUCUGGAAUAUGAAAUACAAGAAAACCACACCAGAAUAUGUCUUUCACUGCCAGUCAGCUGUUAUGUCUGCGACAUUUGCAAAAUUUCAUCCAAAUUUGGUGGUUGGCGGCACAUACUCUGGACAAAUUGUGCUCUGGGAUAACCGUAGCAAUAAGCGAACGCCAGUUCAGAGAACUCCUCUUUCAGCUGCUGCUCACACGCAUCCUGUAUACUGCGUAAAUGUUGUGGGGACACAGAAUGCCCAUAACCUUAUCAGCAUUUCUACUGAUGGGAAGAUUUGCUCAUGGAGCCUGGAUAUGCUGUCGCAGCCACAGGAUAGCAUGGAGUUAGUUCAUAAGCAAUCCAAAGCUGUUGCUGUGACUUCUAUGUCCUUCCCUGUUGGAGAUGUCAACAACUUUGUCGUUGGAAGUGAAGAGGGCUCUGUCUACACAGCAUGUCGCCAUGGCAGCAAAGCUGGAAUCAGUGAGAUGUUUGAAGGCCACCAAGGGCCUAUCACAGGUAUCCAUUGUCAUGCAGCAGUUGGACCUGUAGACUUUUCACAUCUAUUUGUAACUUCUUCUUUUGACUGGACUGUAAAACUUUGGACAACUAAGAACAACAAGCCUCUGUAUUCAUUUGAGGACAACUCAGAUUAUGUUUAUGAUGUGAUGUGGUCACCCACUCACCCUGCCCUCUUUGCUUGUGUGGAUGGAAUGGGAAGACUUGAUCUAUGGAAUCUCAACAAUGACACCGAGGUGCCAACAGCAAGCAUUACUGUGGAUGGUAAUCCAGCCCUUAAUCAUGUAAGAUGGACAAAUUCAGGACGUGAGAUUGCUGUGGGAGAUUCCGAAGGACAAAUAAUAAUUUAUGAUGUAGGAGAGCAAAUUGCUGUUCCCCGAAAUGAUGAGUGGACACGUUUUGGUCGGACAUUAGCUGAAAUUAAUGCAAACAGAGCUGAUGCAGAAGAGGAAGCAGCAACUCGAAUUCCUUCCUAAAGUUUUCCAGUGGAUUCUAGCAGUGAAUUUGGGAAUGAGCUAAAAAGAGCAUGUACUCAUCUGCAGCAGCAGCAACUUGAGAGUGAAAACAUGCAGUAAACUAUGGAUUUGACAAAUGUAUAAAGAUUACUGAAGCAGAUCUUGUGAAGUUGCUUUUUAAAAGCUAAAUCACAUACUCUUAAUCUAAUCUGCGUACAUUGAUAUUUAUCUUAACUUGGCAAGUGGUAUCUUCUGUUGAAACACUACUCAUAUUGUAUAUUUAAAGUUAGUUAGGCUGUCCAACUUUCAGCGGCAUUUAAGUAAGUUAUGUAAACCGAUCUCGGGGGUGGGGGGAAGAUUAUGGGACUGCUUAGUUACACAUGCACCUGUUCGCAGCAACCUUUAUCCUAAUCGUUACACAGUAGGCUCCAUGGUGGUAGAUCAUGUAAAAGAAUAAAAAUAAUUACUAAACUUUUUUUAAUUAAUGGAAAGUUUCUAAAACACCUUGGACUUUUUUGUUAAAUCUGUGUAGUUUAGCAAGAAUUCUUUAUCAAUAAAAUACAUGGCCUUUUUCUCAUAUGCA
Molecule: messenger RNA, 2664 nt
Organism: Candoia aspera
Lineage: Eukaryota; Metazoa; Chordata; Lepidosauria; Squamata; Candoiidae
Gene: DYNC1I2
Product: dynein cytoplasmic 1 intermediate chain 2
Exons: 17
Coding region: 159-2102 (647 amino acids)
Biological process (GO): transport along microtubule
Cellular component (GO): cytoplasmic dynein complex
Molecular function (GO): dynein heavy chain binding; dynein light chain binding
Source: RefSeq, a predicted model, not a curated record